Molecule: messenger RNA, 1164 nt
Organism: Angiostrongylus costaricensis
Lineage: Eukaryota; Metazoa; Nematoda; Chromadorea; Rhabditida; Metastrongylidae
Source: the annotation of a GenBank genome assembly
AUGGAGUUCUUCACUGAGAGCUACUCUGGACGACCAAUUCGAAAAGUCUGCUAUCACUCUGGGACCCAUGUGCCUACGAGUAGUGUCACGAACGUGGCUGGUGUGUCGGGAACACUUCUGUCCUGUUGGAGUCGCUUAAAAACUCUCUUGACUGAGAUUUUCCUUCCUCAAGGUUAUCCGUCUUCCGUUAGCGAUGACUACAUGCAGUAUCAGCGAUGGGACACACUGCAAGCGUUUGCGAGUUCUCUGACUGGAGCCCUGGCCACGGAAGCUGUUCUCAAAGGAGCUGGAGUGGGCGAUCAAUCAGCUUCCACCCUGGCAGCCUCGCUUACAUGGCUCACAAAGGAUGGACUGGGGAUGAUUGGCCGCUCCGAGCUUGACUACGACUGCAAGAAGUGGCGUUUCGUGGCCGAUAUAUUCAACGAUUUGGCCUUUUUCAUCGAUCUUAUCUCGCCAGCUUUAAGUGGCUCUUUCUUUGUUUGCGCCUGUACAUCAUCUAUUUUGCGAAGUGUCGUCGGAGUAGCAGGAGGGGCCACCAGAACAGCCAUCGUGCAACAUCAGGCUCGUCGAAAUAACCUUGCUGAUGUUGCGUCAAAAGAUGGCAGCCAAGAAACGGUGGUGAACAUUUCUGCUCUUCUUGUUUCACUUAUUAUGUUGCCUUUAGUCAGCGGCAAGCUGGCUUUCAUUUUCACGUUCACCCACUUGUAUGCGAACUACCAAGCAGUACGUUCUUUGAAUAUGGAGACAAUGAAUCAGAAAAGAGCUUUUAUGCUCAUAAGGUCAUGGUUAUCUUGUGGGAAGAUUCUGUCUGUCCGCGAAUGUAAUAUUGCUGAACCGCUGUUCUCUUCUUUUGGCAAACGAUAUUUAGGAUGCUCACUCUUUGACCUUUUGUCCUAUCAUAGAAGAGUCCCUUCUUCUCGAUUGGUCAUGAAGGACUCGUAUACACUGCUGUUUGAUACAAGCCGAAAUAUUGGCUGGAUUGCCAUGGCAGAUGGCGGAUGCAACUACUCUGCUCUAAAUGCUUUAUUCGAUUUAGAGACUCUUGCUAAAAAGGACACUCCUUCUAACGACUUCAUAAUAUUCAUGGACGAACUACGUAAACACGGAUGGGAAGUUAAUAUUAGCAACCUGGGAUUCGAUGAAUGGGCAUAUUCUACAAAAUAG